Silurus meridionalis is the source of this 2347-nucleotide messenger RNA. RefSeq names its product calretinin-like. The transcript is spliced from 11 exons. Gene Ontology annotation, biological process: regulation of presynaptic cytosolic calcium ion concentration; regulation of long-term synaptic potentiation. Bases 1195 to 2004 code for a protein of 269 amino acids. The record is from RefSeq and is a predicted model, not a curated record. NCBI's taxonomy places the organism in Eukaryota, Metazoa, Chordata, Actinopteri, Siluriformes, Siluridae. Gene Ontology annotation, cellular component: cytosol; dendrite; terminal bouton. Gene Ontology annotation, molecular function: calcium ion binding.
GUAGAGGCCACACCUUCAACUGAGUGGAAGAUGUUGAGGCCACGCCUCCACCUGAGUGAAAGAUGUUGAGGCCACACCUCCACCUGAGUGGAAGAUGGAGAGGCCAUGCCUCCACCUGAGUGAAAGAUGUAGAGGCCACGCCUCCACCUGAGUGAAAGAUGUUGAGGUCACACCUCCACCUGAGUGAAAGAUGUUGAGGCCAUGCCUCCACCUGAGUGGAAGAUGGAAAGGCCAUGCCUCCAUCUAAGUAAAAGAUGUAAGGGCCACACCUUCACCUGAGUGAAAGAUGAUGAGGCCAUGCCUCCACCUGAGUGAAAGAUGUUGAGGCCACGCUUUCACCUGAGUGAAAGAUGUUGAGGCCACGCCUUCACCUGAGUGAAAGAUGUUGAGGCCACGCCUUCACCUGAGUGAAAGAUGUUGAGGCCACGCCUUCACCUGAGUGAAAGAUGUUGAGGCCAUGCCUCCACCUGGGUGAAAGAUGUUGGGGCCAUGCCUCCACCUGAGUGAAAGAUGUUGAGGCCAUGCCUCCUCAUGAGUGAAAGAUGGAGAGGCCAUGCCUCCACCUGAGUGAAAGAUGUUGAGGCCAUGCCUCCACCUGAGUGAAAGAUGUUGAGGCCACGCCUUCACCUGAGUGAAAGAUGUUGAGGCCAUGCCUUCACCUGAGUGAAAGAUGUUGAGGCCACAGUUCCACCUGAGUGAAAGAUGUUGAGGCCAUGCCUUCACCUGAGUGAAAGAUGUUGAGGCCAUACCUCUACAUUACAUCUUUAUUUAUGAUUAACACUGGUGAUUUGCACAGAUAGUGAGAGAUGAAGAGUAGCACAUUGGGGUUUUAAGACAGAGCUAAUAAUCAAAAUCAAAAUUGAUGUUUAGCAUUCGCUGUAGAGCCGCUAUCCAGCUCAGAAAAGAUCAUUCUUCUUAAUCUAAUUGAUCAUCUCGUAUUUUUACUUAACUGCUUCUACUGAUAGAGACAGAGUACUUAUACAUGUUUUCUUCAAAUUAAAAUACAUUAUACAUGUUUGAAAAAAGAUGGGGGGUGUUCCCACUGCGAGGGCAUCAGGAGGAGGAGGAGGAGGUGGGGGUGUUAUAAGCUGCUGUCCCAGUCGUGGUGGUACACACACACAGCACAGUCCUUUAGAGUGACUUGAAAGACGGAAGAAACGGUCUCAUCCAGAGGGAGAAGAGAAAGUUACAUUGAUGGCUAUUAACCCGCAGCACCUUCACCUGGCCGAAGUCACCGCGGCACACUUCAUGACCGUGUGGAAACACUUCGACCGCCAUGGAAAUGGCUAUAUUGAAGGAAAAGAGCUGGAGAGUUUUUUCACGGAGUUGGAGGCAGUGCUCCGAGGAACCAGCACAGAUUCUGCAAAUGGCGCUUUAAAAGAGAAGAUGCAAGAGUUCAUGAAGAAAGUGGAGAAAAAUGCAGAUGGGAAGAUCGAGAUGUCAGAGCUGGCUCAGGUUCUGCCUACGGAAGAGAACUUUCUGCUGUGUUUCAGACAGUUUUUGGGAUCCAGCAUUGAAUUCAUGACGGCAUGGAGGAAAUACGACACGGACCGCAGUGGAUUUAUUGAGGCUAAUGAAUUAAAGAGUUUCCUGUGUGACCUCUUGAAAAAAGCGAACAGACACUAUGAUGACAAAAAGCUGAAUGAGUACACACAAACUAUUCUGAAGAUGUUUGACCUGAACGGCGAUGGAAAACUAGGACUGUCCGAGAUGGCCAGGCUGCUUCCAGUGCAAGAAAACUUCCUGCUUAAGUUCCAGAGCUUCAAGCUAUCCUCUGAUGAGUUUGAUGACAUUUUCACUUUCUAUGAUAAGGAUGGAAACGGAUACAUCGAUGAACAGGAGUUGGAUGCGCUGCUGAAGGAUUUAUACCAGAAACAGAAAAUGCAGGAGGCUGAUACAGAUAGCCUGGCCAGUUCAAAGAAGAGCAUCAUGGCCCUGUCUGAUGGAGGAAAGCUAUUCCGUACUGAGCUGGAGAUCGUUCUGUGCAAGGAGCCCACUGUCUGAGCUCUGAACUUUGACCCUGUCAUCCAAUUCCACUCAGUCCAGAUGCAUGUGCUUGUUCCCUUAUUGAGCUCAUCCAAACAAAUGUAUUUCAUGUCACACUGAACUCUGUGACUCAUCUAAUAUCUAUAUAUAUCUAUAUAUCACUUUACAUUUGAACAUUCUGAACUACAGUGAUAUGAUUAGCCACUGUUUAAUUUCUCUGCUCUCACUCCAUUUUGAGAUUUCUAUUUCUCUUUAUCUCCUUCCAUCUCCCUCCCUCCCUCCCUCUCUCUCUCUCUGUAUCUAUCUAUAUCUAUCCAUCUUCGCUGAAAUAAAUAUCCGAGGACAAAAACUGCUCCUCUUC